Molecule: messenger RNA, 600 nt
Organism: Penicillium chermesinum
Lineage: Eukaryota; Fungi; Ascomycota; Eurotiomycetes; Eurotiales; Aspergillaceae
Product: COX20 family protein
Exons: 2
Coding region: 1-600 (199 amino acids)
Biological process (GO): mitochondrial respiratory chain complex IV assembly
Cellular component (GO): mitochondrial inner membrane; mitochondrion
Source: RefSeq, a predicted model, not a curated record
AUGACAGAAAAUCCACUAAGGCCAGAUUCCCAAGAGCCUGGGAGCCAUCUACCCGCUGCCAUCCCGUCUACAGACCCGAAGAAACCGAAGCAUGAACUCCCGCAGUCGCAAGUGGGAAAGCUAUGGGAGGCAUUUGGCAACCCAGAGGAGCCAGUCAAUGCGCUAGCGAAUGCUUCAUACAAGCCUCGCGGAAAAGAUCCGAAAGACAUAUCUUAUUCAGAUAUCACGGGGACUAUCAACAUUUCCGAAUUAUCUUCAGUUCAUAGGUCACCAGGUUCGCGGGAUUCGCUCAUGAUUGGAAUUGGUUCUGGGUUUGCGACAGGUGGUUUACGUGCUGUAUUUGGCGGUGCUCGUUCACUUGGUUCUGCGGCCAAUUGGGCCGCCGCCGGUUUCGUGGUUAGCUCGAUCGGAGCUUAUGAAUUCUUUCGCCGCCGCCGAAUCGAAGAGGCACGAAACGUAACUCAAAUGGUUGGAAUGAUGAAGGAAUUAAAAGACAAGAAACAGCGAGAAAAGGAGAAGGCCGAAGAGAUGGCUCGCUUGGCAGAGGAGGACAGGAGGAAGAAGAGUUGGACAAACCCCUCCAACUAUAAGUUCUGGUGA